Molecule: messenger RNA, 996 nt
Organism: Aspergillus clavatus NRRL 1
Lineage: Eukaryota; Fungi; Ascomycota; Eurotiomycetes; Eurotiales; Aspergillaceae
Product: deubiquitinase OTU2
Exons: 1
Coding region: 1-996 (331 amino acids)
Biological process (GO): protein deubiquitination
Molecular function (GO): cysteine-type deubiquitinase activity
Source: RefSeq, a predicted model, not a curated record
AUGGAAGAAUUACUAGCUCGCCACCGCAAGGAACAGAAAGAUCUCCAGGGACGCAUUACACAGAAGAAGAAAUCAGCGACGAAGAAAACCCGUCGGGGUAUCAACGAAGAAUGCGACCGCCUCCAGCACGAGCUUUCCGAGCGACACCAAGCCGAGAUUGCAGAGCUUAACGGCGAGCCCCGCCAACCAGUUGAUGGCUUCGAAGACCUGAGCUUACGAGCUUCCGAUGCGGAGGAUGAGAAUACUACAAAGAGCAAUGCUGUGAAUGGCACAGACGACACAGACAGGCCUUCAGAUUCAACGGCGUCGAACUCGAAUCCUGCCUCCGAGACUGCCUCCGGCCCGCGCACGAAGAAACCGAACCGACAAAAAGCUCGUCUGGCACGUCGCGCGGCAGAACAAGCGGCUCAGGCGGAGAUCGCUGCAGAAGAAGCUGCGAAACAAGUAGAUCACCGUGGAAAUGAGAGGGAAGUGAUGGAGGGCGUGUUCAAACGUCUUGGAUUGAAAGAGAUAGAGAUCAACCCGGACGGGCACUGCUUAUACUCUGCUAUUGCCAAUCAGUUGGAGGAAGCAGGACUCGGUCUGAAACCAGAUCCGCAGAGAAUGGUCCUCCAGCCCCAGACACAGUCUCGCAUCGACACGGUAGCAUCGCCCAAGCAUGAUGGCUACAGGGCGGUUCGGGCAGUUGCGGCUGAUUUUAUUGUUGAUCACAAGGAUGAUUUCGAGGCUUUUAUGGAGGAACCGCUUGAUCAAUAUACCCGGAAGAUCAAGCUCACGGCGGAGUGGGGUGGACAGCUUGAGCUACAGGCUAUUGCUAGGGCAUACGGAAUCAACAUCAACGUUAUCCAAGGCGAUGGAAGAAUCGAGAAGAUUGAAGCCGGCGAUGCGGAUGAUUUCGACGAAGAGGAGAUGAAGAAGCGAGUCAUUUGGUUGGCUUAUUACAGGCAUACAUAUGGCCUUGGAGAGCAUUAUAAUGCGCUCACAAAGCACACAUAA